Pestalotiopsis fici W106-1 is the source of this 600-nucleotide messenger RNA. Its product is annotated as Ras-related protein ced-10. Gene Ontology annotation, biological process: cortical cytoskeleton organization; regulation of actin cytoskeleton organization; regulation of cell shape. Gene Ontology annotation, cellular component: cell cortex; cytoplasmic vesicle; plasma membrane. NCBI's taxonomy places the organism in Eukaryota, Fungi, Ascomycota, Sordariomycetes, Amphisphaeriales, Sporocadaceae. Gene Ontology annotation, molecular function: protein kinase binding; GTP binding; GTPase activity. The transcript has 6 exons. The coding region runs from base 1 to 600 and encodes 199 amino acids. The record is from RefSeq and is a predicted model, not a curated record.
AUGGCUGCAUCAGCAGUCCAGUCGCUCAAGUGCGUGGUUACCGGUGACGGUGCUGUCGGCAAGACAUGUCUCCUGAUCUCAUACACGACCAACGCUUUCCCUGGCGAAUACAUUCCCACAGUCUUCGAUAACUACUCUGCGAGUGUUAUGGUAGAUGGAAAGCCCAUCAGCUUGGGACUUUGGGAUACGGCUGGUCAGGAAGAUUACGAUCGUUUGCGACCAUUGUCUUACCCUCAGACUGAUGUCUUCCUCAUCUGCUUCUCCAUCGUCAGCCCGCCUUCGUUCGAUAACGUCAAGGCCAAGUGGUACCCCGAAAUCGACCACCAUGCCCCGAAUGUGCCCAUCAUCUUGGUCGGUACCAAGCUAGAUUUGCGAGAGGACCCUUCCACCUUGGAGAGCCUGCGAUCCAAGCGCAUGGAGCCAGUAUCGUAUGACCAGGCCUUGGUCUGCGCCAAGGAGAUUCGCGCCGUCAAAUACCUAGAGUGUUCGGCCUUGACUCAAAGAAACUUGAAGAGCGUCUUUGACGAGGCUAUUCGUGCUGUGCUGAACCCAAGGCCGCAACCCACGAAACAAAAGAAGUCCAAGUGCACCAUUCUAUAG